Molecule: messenger RNA, 1040 nt
Organism: Nymphaea colorata (pocket water lily)
Lineage: Eukaryota; Viridiplantae; Streptophyta; Magnoliopsida; Nymphaeales; Nymphaeaceae
Product: protein RESISTANCE TO PHYTOPHTHORA 1, chloroplastic
Exons: 4
Coding region: 54-704 (216 amino acids)
Biological process (GO): defense response
Cellular component (GO): chloroplast
Source: RefSeq, a predicted model, not a curated record
UACUGAGCGGCAAGAAUGAGGUGAAGAAGGGAGGGAAGCGAGGAGGUCCCAAGAUGAUAUCGACAACGUUGGCGGGAACGUGCCUCUGCAACGCCUCCCGCCUAUGGAAGCUCCCCGCCGUAUGCCCAUCGAUCAGGGCCAAUACUUCUGCUGGCAGACGAAGAAUCGCCGCAAAUUCCAAUGGCGUCGACGCCCCCACAGUCGAGGAGUGCGAGGAGAAGGAUCCCAACAAGGACGAAAUGAAUCCUAUUCCUCUAGCAUCGACUUCUUCUCCCAUUGAUAAGGACCUGAAGAAGGUUGUCCAGAAGACUGCAGCAACCUUUGCUCCAAGGGCCUCCACUGCGACCAAGAAUCCUGCAGUUCCAGGAACAACCUUGUAUACUGUAUUUGAAGUUCAAGGUUAUGCGUCCAUGUUUCUGGGAGGAGUUCUUUCUUUUAAUCUGAUAUUUCCAUCAAAUGAACCAGAUAUAUGGCGACUUAUGGGGAUGUGGUCCAUCUGGAUGUUCACAAUUCCUUCGCUCCGAGCACGAGAUUGUUCCAAGAAUGAAAAGGAAGCCCUGAACUAUCUCUUUCUUUUGAUCCCAUUGCUUAAUGUUUUGCUUCCAUUCUUUUGGAAAUCCUUCGCAGUUGUUUGGUCAGCUGAUACUGUUGCCUUCUUUUUGAUGUACGCCUGGAAGCUCGGUUGGGUGAAGAAGACAGAGUGAGGCAUGGUGCACAAGUGAAGUCUGCUACUGACACGAGAAAGGCUCCUGAUUCAUGAUUGUGAUGAAUGGAAGCGAAAGCUGCACCGUCAAUUGUUCAUAUAUAACAACACGGUUGAAUAUCUUUCUUAGUCGCUCACUCUCAUCCAGGUUGGGGUUUUAGAUAUUUCAUUGGAAGAUAGAGCUGAAGAUCUCUCCCUAUCUCCUUAUUAGGGAGCUGGGUUGCAUGGACAAUGUCUAGCUUAGCAAUGUUAAAAGCAUGUGCUCUUAUACUGUAUUUCAUAUUCAAAAUCUUGCUGAUUUAUUGUAUUUUUAUACAAGUUUGAGGGCUUUCUUUUA